AUUUCAGCGGGGUGACUACCACAUCGAUGUCUGCAUCAAUGACUACCUGGAUGUGUUCUGCCCUCACUACGAUGAUUCAGUUCCAGAAGAUAAGACCGAACGCUAUGUUCUGUAUAUGGUGAACUUUGAUGGCUACAGCUCCUGUGAUCACACCUCCAAAGGGUUCAAGAGGUGGGAAUGUAAUCGGCCGCAUUCCCCAAAUGGACCUUUGAAGUUCUCUGAAAAGUUCCAGCUCUUCACACCCUUCUCGCUAGGAUUUGAGUUCAGGCCAGGCCGGGAAUAUUUCUACAUCUCUUCUGCGAUCCCAGAUAAUGGAAGGCGAUCCUGUCUAAAGCUUAAGGUCUUUGUGCGACCAGCAAACAGCUGUAUGAAAACUAUAGGUGUUCAUGAUCGUGUUUUCGAUGUUAACGACAAAGUAGAAAAUUCAUUAGAACCAGCAGAUGAUACCGUACAUGAGUCAGCCGAGCCAUCCCGUGGUGAGAAUGCAGCACAGACACCAAGGAUACCCAGCCGGCUUUUGGCAACUCUGUUGUUCCUCCUGGCAAUGCUUUUGAUAUUAUAGCACAGUAUGCUCCAGCAACCUGUCACAGAAAAUACCAGGAUCUUGGAACAUCAAAGAUCCACCUAACUCAUCAUCCCAGGAAAGGGACUUUAUUGUUUUUGCAGAUGUCAAAUUGUUAUUUUUCCCUUUUC
Molecule: messenger RNA, 693 nt
Organism: Nestor notabilis (Kea)
Lineage: Eukaryota; Metazoa; Chordata; Aves; Psittaciformes; Psittacidae
Gene: EFNA5
Product: ephrin-A5
Exons: 4
Biological process (GO): regulation of cell-cell adhesion; axon guidance; ephrin receptor signaling pathway
Cellular component (GO): external side of plasma membrane; plasma membrane
Molecular function (GO): ephrin receptor binding
Source: RefSeq, a predicted model, not a curated record